AUGGUAGCAGGACCAGAAGUUUCCCGAACCAUACAGGAGUUUGAGACUAGCUCCAAGAAACCAGGAAGACCAGAUGACACACGUCACCAUGAUCAAACAACAAGUGUCCAAGUUGCAUUCAUCAAGGAUGUACGCUCUCUGGUCAGCGCAGUGGAACACCUUGGAAACCCCUUUGAAGAGGAAAGCAAGGACCUCAUUGCAAAAGAAAUUGCUGGGCCUUCAGCUGGGUCAGGAACCUCUGAAAGUGCUGCAACAAUCACAGGUUCAGGCCCAACCACUUCAGGCGAGGCAGCAACAUCUGCAGACUCCACAACAUCAGAAAUUGGAUCAACCACUCAAGCUGGCACAUCUGAGACUGCUGACCCAACAUCACAACCUGAAACAUCAGCUUCCACUGACGCACUGACAUCAAAGACUGCUGAAACAUCUACAGAAUCUGGACCAACAUCUUCUACAGAGUCAGGAACCUCUGAAAGUGCUGCAACAAUCACAGGUUCAGGCCCAACAACUUCAGGCGAGGCAGCGACAUCUGCAGACUCCACAACAUCUUCUUUCUGGACAACAUUUUCUUUCUGGACAACAUCAGAACUUGGAUCAUCCACUCAAGCUGGCACAUCUGAGACUGCUGACCCAACAUCACAACCUGAAACAUCAGCUUCCACUGACACACUGACAUCACAGACUGUUGAAACAUCUACAGAAUCUGGAACUGCACCUUCUACACAGUCAGGAACCUCUGAAAAAUCUGGACCUACAGCUUCUACGGAGUCAGAAACCUCUGAAAGUGCUGCAACAAUCACAGGAUCAGCCCCAACCACUUCAGCCGAGGCAGUGACAUCUGCAGACUCCAUAACAUCAGAACUUGGAUCAACCACUCAAGUUGGCACACCUGAGACUGCUGACCCAACAUCACAACCUGAAACAUCAGCUUCCACUGACACACUGACAUCACAGACUGUUGAAACAUCUACAGAAUCUGGAACUGCACCUUCUACAGAGUCAGGAACCUCUGAAAGUGCUGCAACAAUCACAGAAUCUGGACCUACAUCUUCUACAGAGUCAGGAACCUCUGAAAGUGCUGCAACAAUCCCAGGUUCAGGCCCAACCACUUCAGGCGAGGCAGCAACAUCUGCAGACUCCACAACAUCAGAACUUGGAUCAACCACUCCAGCUGGCACAUCUGAGACUGCUAACCCAACAUCACAACCUGAAACAUCAGCUUCCACUGACGCACUGACAUCACAGACUGUUGAAACAUCUACAGAAUCUGGAACUGCACCUUCUACAGAGUCAGGAACCUCUGAAAGUGCUGCAACAAUCACAGAAUCUGGAACUGCACCUUCUACAGAGUCAGGAACCUCUGAAAGUGCUGCAACAAUCACAGGUUCAGGCCCAACCACUUCAGGCGAGGCAGCGACAUCUGCAGACUCCACAACAUCAGAACUUGGAUCAACCACUCAAGCUGGCACAUCUCAGACUGCUGACCCAACAUCACAACCUGAAACAUCAGCUUCCACUGACACACUGACAUCACAGACUGUUGAAACGUCUACAGAAUCUGGAACUGCACCUUCUACACAGUCGGGAACCUCUGAAAGUGCUGCAACAAUCACAGGAUCAGGCCCAACCACUUCAGGCGAGGCAGCGACAUCUGCAGACUCCACAACAUCAGAACUUGGAUCAUCCACUCAAGCUGGCACACCUGAGACUGCUGACCCAACAUCACAACCUGAAACAUCAGCUUCCACUGACACACUGACAUCACAGACUGCUGAAACGUCUACAGAAUCUGGACCUACAUCUUCUACAGAGUCAGGAACCUCUGAAAGUGCUGCAACAAUCACAGAAUCUGGACCUACAUCUUCUACAGAGUCAGGAACCUCUGAAAGUGCUGCAACAAUCACAGGUUCAGGCCCAACCACUUCAGGCGAGGCAGCGACAUCUGCAGACUCCACAACAUCAGAACUUGGAUCAACCACUCAAGCUGGCACAUAUCAGACUGCUGACCCAACAUCACAACCUGAAACAUCAGCUUCCACUGACACACUGACAUCACAGACUGCUGAAACGUCUACAGAAUCUGGACCUACAUCUUCUACAGAGUCAGGAACCUCUGAAAGUGCUGCAACAAUCACAGAACCUGGAACUGCACCUUCUACAGAGUCAGGAACCUCUGAAAGUGCUGCAACAAUCACAGGUUCAGGCCCAACCACUUCAGGCGAGGCAGCGACAUCUGCAGACUCCACAACAUCAGAACUUGGAUCAACCACUCAAGCUGGCACAUCUCAGACUGCUGACCCAACAUCACAACCUGAAACAUCAGCUUCCACUGACACACUGACAUCACAGACUGUUGAAACAUCUACAGAAUCUGGAACUGCACCUUCUACAGAGUCAGGAACCUCUGAAAGUGCUGCAACAAUCACAGGUUCAGGCCCAACCACUUCAGGCGAGGCAGCGACAUCUGCAGACUCCACAACAUCAGAACUUGGAUCAACCACUCAAGCUGGCACAUCUCAGACUGCUGACCCAACAUCACAACCUGAAACAUCAGCUUCCACUGACACACUGACAUCACAGACUGCUGAAACGUCUACAGAAUCUGGACCUACAUCUUCUACAGAGUCAGGAACCUCUGAAAGUGCUGCAACAAUCACAGGAUCAGGCCCAACCACUUCAGGCGAGGCAGCGACAUCUGCAGACUCCACAACAUCAGAACUUGGAUCAUCCACUCAAGCUGGCACACCUGAGACUGCUGACCCAACAUCACAACCUGAAACAUCAGCUUCCACUGACACACUGACAUCACAGACUGCUGAAACGUCUACAGAAUCUGGACCUACAUCUUCUACAGAGUCAGGAACCUCUGAAAGUGCUGCAACAAUCACAGGUUCAGGCCCAACCACUUCAGGCGAGGCAGCGACAUCUGCAGACUCCACAACAUCAGAACUUGGAUCAUCCACUCAAGCUGGCACACCUGAGACUGCUGACCCAACAUCACAACCUGAAACAUCAGCUUCCACUGACACACUGACAUCACAGACUGCUGAAACGUCUACAGAAUCUGGACCUACAUCUUCUACAGAAUCAGGAACCUCUGAAAGUGCUGCAACAAUCACAGGUUCAGGCCCAACCACUUCAGAAUCUGGACCUACAUCUUCUACAGAGUCAGGAACCUCUGAAAGUGCUGCAACAAUCACAGGAUCAGGCCCAACCACUUCAGGCGAGGCAGCGACAUCUGCAGACUCCACAACAUCAGAACUUGGAUCAUCCACUCAAGCUGGUACACCUGAGACUGCUGGCCCAACAUCACAACCUGAAACAUCAGCUUCCACUGACACACUGACAUCACAGACUGCUGAAACGUCUACAGAAUCUGGACCUACAUCUUCUACAGAGUCAGGAACCUCUGAAAGUGCUGCAACAAUCACAGGAUCAGGCCCAACCACUUCAGGCGAGGCAGCGACAUCUGCAGACUCCACAACAUCAGAACUUGGAUCAUCCACUCAAGCUGGCACACCUGAGACUGCUGACCCAACAUCACAACCUGAAACAUCAGCUUCCACUGACACACUGACAUCACAGACUGUUGAAACAUCUACAGAAUCUGGAACUGCACCUUCUACAGAGUCAGGAACCUCUGAAAGUGCUGCAACAAUCACAGGUUCAGGCCCAACCACUUCAGGCGAGGCAGCGACAUCUGCAGACUCCACAACAUCAGAACUUGGAUCAACCACUCAAGCUGGCACAUCUCAGACUGCUGACCCAACAUCACAACCUGAAACAUCAGCUUCCACUGACACACUGACAUCACAGACUGCUGAAACGUCUACAGAAUCUGGACCUACAUCUUCUACAGAGUCAGGAACCUCUGAAAGUGCUGCAACAAUCACAGGUUCAGGCCCAACCACUUCAGGCGAGGCAGCGACAUCUGCAGACUCCACAACAUCAGAACUUGGAUCAUCCACUCAAGCUGGCACACCUGAGACUGCUGACCCAACAUCACAACCUGAAACAUCAGCUUCCACUGACACACUGACAUCACAGACUGCUGAAACGUCUACAGAAUCUGGACCUACAUCUUCUACAGAGUCAGGAACCUCUGAAAGUUCUGCAACAAUCACAGGUUCAGGCCCAACCACUUCAGAAUCUGGACCUACAUCUUCUACAGAGUCAGGAACCUCUGAAAGUGCUGGAACAAUCACAGGUUCAGGCCCAACCACUUCAGGCGAGGCAGCGACAUCUGCAGACUCCACAACAUCUUCUUUCUGGACAACAUCAGAACUUGGAUCAUCCACUCAAGCUGGCACACCUGAGACUGCUGACCCAACAUCACAACCUGAAACAUCAGCUUCCACUGACACACUGACAUCACAGACUGUUGAAACAUCUACAGAACCUGGAACUGCACCUUCUACAGAGUCAGGAACCUCUGAAAGUGCUGCAACAAUCACAGGUUCAGGCCCAACCACUUCAGGCGAGGCAACGACAUCUGCAGACUCCACAACAUCAGAACUUGGAUCAACCACUCAAGCUGGCACAUCUCAGACUGCUGACCCAACAUCACAACCUGAAACAUCAGCUUCCACUGACACACUGACAUCACAGACUGCUGAAACGUCUACAGAAUCUGGACCUACAUCUUCUACAGAGUCAGGAACCUCUGAAAGUGCUGCAACAAUCACAGGUUCAGGCCCAACCACUUCAGGCGAGGCAGCAACAUCUGCAGACUCCACAACAUCAGAACUUGGAUCAACCACUCAAGCUGGCACAUCUGAGACAGCUGACCCAACAUCACAACCUGAAACAUCAGCUUCCACUGACACACUGACAUCACAGACUGUUGAAACAUCUACAGGGCCUUCAGAUACGACCCUGGUUCCUGAAACCAUCCAUACUGUCCCAUCAACAUCAAAUCCUUUUGAGACAACUGCACAACCUGAACCAACAAUUCCUACAGGGUCAAUCACGAUUGAGACUGCAGGUACAAGCUCAACAUUAGGCCCGACCAGUACAGGGGUUUCAAUCUCUUCUGACUCUGCUGGGACAACAGCAGAAACUGGACAAACCCAUCCCACAUCUGGGCCUUCAGAUACGACCCUGGUUCCUGAAACCAUCCAUACUGUCCCAUCAACAUCAAAUCCUUUUGAGACAACUGCACAACCUGAACCAACAAUUCCUACAGGGUCAAUCACGAUUGAGACUGCGGGUACAAGCUCAUCAUCAGGCCCGACCAGUACAGGGGUUUCAAUCUCUUCUGACUCUGCUGGGACAACAGCAGAAACUGGACAAACCCAUCCCACAUCUGGGCCUUCAGAUACGACCCUGGUUCCUGAAACCAUCCAUACUGUCCCGUCAACAUCAAAUCCUUUUGAGACAACUGCACAACCUGAACCAACAAUUCCUACAGGGUCAAUCACGAUUGAGACUGCGGGUACAAGCUCAUCAUCAGGCCCGACCAGUACAGGGGCUUCAAUAUCUUCUGACUCUGCUGGGACAACAGCAGAAACUGGACAAACCCAUCCCACAUCUGGGCCUUCAGAUACGACCCUGGUUCCUGAAACCAUCCAUACUGUCCCGUCAACAUCAAAUCCUUUUGAGACAACUGCACAACCUGAACCAACAAUUCCUACAGGGUCAAUCACGAUUGAGACUGCAGGUACAAGCUCAUCAUCAGGCCCGACCAGUACAGGGGCUUCAAUAUCUUCUGACUCUGCUGGGACAACAGCAGAAACUGGACAAACCCAUCCCACAUCUGGGCCUUCAGAUACGACCCUGGUUCCUGAAACCAUCCAUACUGUCCCAUCAACAUCAAAUCCUUUUGAGACAACUGCACAACCUGAACCAACAAUUCCUACAGGGUCAAUCACGAUUGAGACUGCAGGUACAAGCUCAACAUUAGGCCCGACCAGUACAGGGGUUUCAAUCUCUUCUGACUCUGCUGGGACAACAGCAGAAACUGGACAAACCCAUCCCACAUCUGGGCCUUCAGAUACGACCCUGGUUCCUGAAACCAUCCAUACUGUCCCAUCAACAUCAAAUCCUUUUGAGACAACUGCACAACCUGAACCAACAAUUCCUACAGGGUCAAUCACGAUUGAGACUGCAGGUACAAGCUCAUCAUCAGGCCCGACCAGUACAGGGGCUUCAAUAUCUUCUGACUCUGCUGGGACAACAGCAGAAACUGGACAAACCCAUCCCACAUCUGGGCCUUCAGAUACGACCCUGGUUCCUGAAACCAUCCAUACUGUCCCAUCAACAUCAAAUCCUUUUGAGACAACUGCACAACCUGAACCAACAAUUCCUACAGGGUCAAUCACGAUUGAGACUGCGGGUACAAGCUCAUCAUCAGGCCCGACCAGUACAGGGGCUUCAAUCUCUUCUGACUCUGCUGGGACAACAGCAGAAACUGGACAAACCCAUCCCACAUCUGGGCCUUCAGAUACGACCCUGGUUCCUGAAACCAUCCAUACUGUCCCGUCAACAUCAAAUCCUUUUGAGACAACUGCACAACCUGAACCAACAAUUCCUACAGGGUCAAUCACGAUUGAGACUGCAGGUACAAGCUCAUCAUCAGGCCCGACCAGUACAGGGGCUUCAAUAUCUUCUGACUCUGCUGGGACAACAGCAGAAACUGGACAAACCCAUCCCACAUCUGGGCCUUCAGAUACGACCCUGGUUCCUGAAACCAUCCAUACUGUCCCAUCAACAUCAAAUCCUUUUGAGACAACUGCACAACCUGAACCAACAAUUCCUACAGGGUCAAUCACGAUUGAGACUGCAGGUACAAGCUCAACAUUAGGCCCGACCAGUACAGGGGUUUCAAUCUCUUCUGACUCUGCUGGGACAACAGCAGAAACUGGACAAACCCAUCCCACAUCUGGGCCUUCAGAUACGACCCUGGUUCCUGAAACCAUCCAUACUGUCCCAUCAACAUCAAAUCCUUUUGAGACAACUGCACAACCUGAACCAACAAUUCCUACAGGGUCAAUCACGAUUGAGACUGCGGGUACAAGCUCAUCAUCAGGCCCGACCAGUACAGGGGUUUCAAUCUCUUCUGACUCUGCUGGGACAACAGCAGAAACUGGACAAACCCAUCCCACAUCUGGGCCUUCAGAUACGACCCUGGUUCCUGAAACCAUCCAUACUGUCCCGUCAACAUCAAAUCCUUUUGAGACAACUGCACAACCUGAACCAACAAUUCCUACAGGGUCAAUCACGAUUGAGACUGCGGGUACAAGCUCAUCAUCAGGCCCGACCAGUACAGGGGCUUCAAUAUCUUCUGACUCUGCUGGGACAACAGCAGAAACUGGACAAACCCAUCCCACAUCUGGGCCUUCAGAUACGACCCUGGUUCCUGAAACCAUCCAUACUGUCCCGUCAACAUCAAAUCCUUUUGAGACAACUGCACAACCUGAACCAACAAUUCCUACAGGGUCAAUCACGAUUGAGACUGCAGGUACAAGCUCAUCAUCAGGCCCGACCAGUACAGGGGCUUCAAUAUCUUCUGACUCUGCUGGGACAACAGCAGAAACUGGACAAACCCAUCCCACAUCUGGGCCUUCAGAUACGACCCUGGUUCCUGAAACCAUCCAUACUGUCCCAUCAACAUCAAAUCCUUUUGAGACAACUGCACAACCUGAACCAACAAUUCCUACAGGGUCAAUCACGAUUGAGACUGCAGGUACAAGCUCAACAUUAGGCCCGACCAGUACAGGGGUUUCAAUCUCUUCUGACUCUGCUGGGACAACAGCAGAAACUGGACAAACCCAUCCCACAUCUGGGCCUUCAGAUACGACCCUGGUUCCUGAAACCAUCCAUACUGUCCCAUCAACAUCAAAUCCUUUUGAGACAACUGCACAACCUGAACCAACAAUUCCUACAGGGUCAAUCACGAUUGAGACUGCGGGUACAAGCUCAUCAUCAGGCCCGACCAGUACAGGGGUUUCAAUCUCUUCUGACUCUGCUGGGACAACAGCAGAAAGUGGACAAACCCAUCCCACAUCUGGGCCUUCAGAUACGACCCUGGUUCCUGAAACCAUCCAUACUGUCCCAUCAACAUCAAAUCCUUUUGAGACAACUGCACAACCUGAACCAACAAUUCCUACAGGGUCAAUCACGAUUGAGACUGCGGGUACAAGCUCAUCAUCAGGCCCGACCAGUACAGGGGUUUCAAUCUCUUCUGACUCUGCUGGGACAACAGCAGAAACUGGACAAACCCAUCCCACAUCUGGGCCUUCAGAUACCACAAUAUCAACUGUGACCAGUCCAGGGGAUUUAUCAACAUCUGCCUCUGUUCAGGCAACAUCAGGUCUUGGACCAACCAGUCCGGCUGGCUCAACUUCUGAGCCAGGUGACACAACCAUUGCAACUGAACCAACAACUUCCACUGACCCAUUAAUAUCAAACCCAACUUCUCAACCUGAACCUACGAUUCACACAGAGUCAGUUACAUCUGAGAGUACUAGUAUGUCUCCCACAGCAUCAUCCAGUCUUCCUGACACGACCAUGUCGUCAGCAGUCCCAUCUGCCCCAGUGCAUUCAACAACAUCUGCUCCAGCUGGGACAACAUCAGAAACUGGACAAACCAGUGGCAAAGCAACAACUGAGCCUGCUGACACAACCAUGCAGUCUGAAACGACUGCUUCCACCAAACCUGUCACAUCACAGCCGGGCAAGACGACCUCACUACCUGCAACAACUUCUCCACAAAGCACGCCCUCAACCACUCAAUCUUCAACAACAAUGGGCACAACAGCAGAGGCUCUCAUCUGCCAGAAUGGUGGAACACUCAACGGGUCCAUCUGUCUCUGUUUGCCUGGAUUCAGCGGGACGGAAUGCGAGUUCGUUGAAACCCUUGAGCCAGCUGUGCUCAACCGAUCAGUGGUAGUUAAUGUGGUGAUCAAUAAGGUAUAUAACGACAAAUACGACGACCAAUCUACACCUGAAUACAAAGAGUUCGUCUGGAAUUUCACAAUCACGAUGGAGAGGUUUUAUCUGGACAAAAACAUUAAACACUUCAAGGAAGUCGUGGUGACCAGCGUGAGCCGCGGUGGCCCUCUGGUCCGAAGUUUACCUAACCCUGAGGCUGAGGGGAGGUUGCGUGCUGAAGCGAGGGCUGCCCCACCAGAAUCAGGUGUCAGUGUCAUACAUGAUGUGAUCUUGCAAAUACCGAACAACAAGUCCGAGGAACGGUACAACAACAGCGCCACAGAGGUUUCCGAUGCCUUAAAUGUGCUUCGUAACUGCACUGACGAUUGUGUCUACAACGUCACAGAAACCACGGUGAACGUCACAGAUGUGACCAAGGACAAUGUGUGUGAUGGUGAAUACUACCUGGUUUUGGUCCUUGAGGGAACAGUCACCUGUGCAACUGUAUGUCACGCUCGUCAUCCUAACCAAAAAAUAUGCCAAAACAAGGGCACAUGCAGAUACUACAAGGAGUUUGGACCUGAUUGCAAAUGUAAAAAUGUGGAUUCGACCUGGUACAUGAGCGACGACUGCAGCCUGCCGAUACAGAAGACGCCCUUUUUAGCAGGUUUAGGUGUUACUCUUGGUCUGAUGCUCGUGACCGUGGGAGCCCUGACUGCGUACACGCUGGUCAACAAACACAGACAAACACGGAAAAGAGACAUCAAAGAGAAGUUGGUGAACCAGUGGCUGGACGAGGAGUUUGAAUGGUCUCGGUCCAACAGCUCAGCAGGCCCAGAUGGAGGAGACCUAAGGAACCCCACCUUCGCAGAUGAAGAAUCUGCUGUUGGCACCCGCCCUGCACCUUUGCCUCAGCCAUCUUCAGAUACCACCAGCAUACAGCCAAGUUUGCCAUCAUCAGUUUCUAUUGGUGGAGACUCACCGCCGGACGGUUUUUCUCUAUAUUCCAGCGACUUCUCCCCCAACCAGACGAUGAGGAUCAGCCGGCCUCAGAUCCAGACGACCUUGGAUGCCUGAACAAGAAAUCAACCCUUCAAUAUUUUUUUAAAUUAUAAUGAAUUCAUUUAUUCAAAUCUUUUUGCUGCCUUUAUAAACUAUUUAUAUUAAAGUAUUUCCCUUUAUUUUGUGUUAUCAAUACAUACUGUCAACUGCUUACUUUUUACGUGAAUCACAAAGACGUUGAAACUAAAAUUCUCACAUUUGCUCUUCAAACUUCCUCACCGGUCUAGUGUCCAUCUCUAGUUUGCUGUGGUCCUUCUCAUGACAACGUUGUCAUAAAUGCUGCCUUUCUUAUGGGAUAAAAAGAUUAUUUGUUUUUGGAGUGUGUCUGCCAAUGAUGAUCAAGGUCUGAGGCAGAGGCAUGGUGAGAGCAGUGUUGAUUGUGGGAUACUGAGGAGGGAGGUUUACGUGAUUUGGCACUAUUAUUUAUGCUUUUUUGUGCUUUUGAUGUUAUUCAUGUUAAUUAAAAGAAGUGUUUCAGAUUAA
Molecule: messenger RNA, 10416 nt
Organism: Cololabis saira (Pacific saury)
Lineage: Eukaryota; Metazoa; Chordata; Actinopteri; Beloniformes; Belonidae
Product: mucin-2-like
Exons: 21
Coding region: 1-9948 (3315 amino acids)
Source: RefSeq, a predicted model, not a curated record